Messenger RNA from Aureobasidium melanogenum CBS 110374, 2112 nucleotides. Its product is annotated as Mpp10 protein. NCBI's taxonomy places the organism in Eukaryota, Fungi, Ascomycota, Dothideomycetes, Dothideales, Saccotheciaceae. The transcript has a single exon. Gene Ontology annotation, cellular component: sno(s)RNA-containing ribonucleoprotein complex; Mpp10 complex; small-subunit processome. The record is from RefSeq and is a predicted model, not a curated record. The coding region runs from base 1 to 2112 and encodes 703 amino acids. Gene Ontology annotation, biological process: rRNA processing.
AUGGCAGCAACUCUUGUCAAAUCGCUCACUGCAGAGCCGUAUGCCUUCUUACAGCCGCCAACAAAAUUACAUACAUCGUCCCUCGAUUUCCUCAAGCAAACGCUUGACCCCAUCGCCCAAUCCAUCGCCGAGACACAGCAGCAGCGCUUGCAAGAAGCUCGCAAGAAGAGGAAGCGCGGGCAGAACGACGAGGAUGAGGAGAUUCUGCGUUUGAAAAAAGUCCAUGUCGAGGGAUUUGCUGUCGAGCAAGUCUGGGAACAAGCGAGGCGCAUUAUCGAUGCUGCUAGGAAAGAGGCCCAGCGCAAUUUCGACGAGCUCGCCGAGAAGUACGCUAUCGAUGACUCUGAGGAUGAGAGUGAGGGUCAGGAUGGCGAGGUCUUGUCAGGAGAGGAUGAGAGUGAUAUUGGUGAGGAGGGAGUCGACUACGAAGUCGAGGGCGAGGACAUCGAUGGCGAAGAAGAGGAUGAUGACGAGGAGAUGGAUGUUGACGGCGAGGUUGACGACUACGAAGAGUCAGAUAUUGAGGCCGGCGAGGAUGUUGAAAUGGGCAGUGAAGGCGAGUCUGAGGCAGAAAGUGAGGAAGCGGCCGAAUACAUCCCCGACCCGCACGGCCUGAACGACGGCUUCUUCUCCAUCGACGACUUCAACAAACAAUCAGAGUUCCUCGAGCAAGCAGACGCUCGUGGAGACAAUGACUUCGACGACGAUGACGAGGAGGGCAUCGACUGGGGUGCCAACCCUCUGGCAGCCAGCGCCACAAUCUCAAAAGCAGCACAAGACGACGACGAUGACGAAUCAGACGAUGAGGAUGGUCCGACAUUUGGCAACGUCGAUCUGAACGCUCCCGAGGGUUUCAGUGACAACGAGGAAGAAGUUGAGGAAGGUGAGAUGGACGGCAUGGGCUCGCUCUCGAACACGAACGAAAUCAAAUACGCCGACUUCUUCGCUCCACCAGCUAAAAAGGCACGCAAGAACAAGAAGGGACGUCCGAACCCCCACAACUUCCCUGCCAAACAAGCCUCUCCGAGCGGUGCCGACGAGCCUGCAGAAGAUGACGAGGAGAUGGAGCGCACCAUGGAGAAGGUUCACCGCGACCUGUUCGAUGAUGUAACAGACGACGAAGAGGAUGAGGAAAACCUCGACCCAGCGGACCCUCGCUCUCGCCGCUCAGCACACGAGCGUCGUCAAGCUGCUCUUACCGAAGAAAUUCGUCGUCUGGAAGCUGCGAACGUCGCAAAGAGAGAUUGGACUUUGUCUGGUGAAGCCCGUGCCGCUGAUCGUCCUGUUAACUCUUUGCUCGAAGAAGACCUCGAAUUCGAACGCGUUGGCAAGCCCGUACCAGUCAUCACAGCAGAGAUCAGUGAAAGUUUGGAAGAGCUCAUCAAGCGUCGCAUUCUGGCAGAGGACUUCCAAGACAUCAUCCGCCGCCGUCCUGAUGAUCUAGCCACUGGUAGCUCAAGUAGACGCGGGCGUCUCGACUUCGAGCUCGACGACAGCAAGAGCAAGAAGUCUCUCGCCGAGAUGUACGAGGAGGAGCACCUCAAGGCAACGGACCCUAACUAUGUUGACGCAAAGGACGAGAAGACUCAGAAGGAACAAAGAGAGAUCGAUGCCCUCUGGCGCGACAUCAGCAACAAACUCGACAGUCUCAGCUCCUGGCACUUCAAGCCCAAGGGCCCUGCUACACAACUCGACAUCCGUGUCGAUGCACCUGUCGUUCGUCUCGAAGAUGCCCGCCCUACUGCUGGCGCGGAAGCCGCCGCUGCUUCUCAACUCGCACCACAGGAGAUCUACAAGGCUGGCGAGGCAGCCGAGAAGGCAGAGGCCGAGAUUGCCACUCGUGGCGGCCUGGUCGUCAACCGCGAGGAGAUGAGCAGAGAAGAGCGCAAGCGUCGCCGCAGACGCGACAAGGAGCGCGAGAAGAAGUCAUUGGCCAACAUCGAUCCUUCCAAGAAGGAGAGCAAGAAGACAAAGGAAAGGAAGGGCAUCAUCAGCGACCUCAAGAAGGGUGGUGUCAAAGUUAUCGGCAACAAGGGACAGAUUACAGAUGUUUCGGGUGCUGCUAUCAAGGAUGGCAAAGCACCCUCUGCUGGUGGCUCUUACAAGCUGUAA